Molecule: messenger RNA, 1457 nt
Organism: Merops nubicus (carmine bee-eater)
Lineage: Eukaryota; Metazoa; Chordata; Aves; Coraciiformes; Meropidae
Product: DNA polymerase epsilon catalytic subunit A-like
Exons: 13
Biological process (GO): DNA replication; DNA replication proofreading; base-excision repair, gap-filling
Cellular component (GO): epsilon DNA polymerase complex
Molecular function (GO): DNA-directed DNA polymerase activity; DNA binding; single-stranded DNA 3'-5' DNA exonuclease activity
Source: RefSeq, a predicted model, not a curated record
ACGAGGACCGGCGGUCGGUGAGCGCUGUGGACUACUACUUCAUCCAGGAGGACGGGAGCCGCUUCAAGGUGGCCCUGCCCUACAAGCCCUACUUCUACAUCGCCACUCACAAGGGCUGUGAGCGAGAAGUGUCCUCCUUCCUCUCCAAGAAGUUCCAAGGGAAGAUUGCAAAGCUGGAAACUGUCCCCAAAGAAGACUUAGACCUGCCGAACCACUUGGUGGGCCUGAAGAGGAACUACAUCAAGCUGUCCUUCAACACGGUGGACGACCUGGUGAGGGUGCGGAAGGAGAUCUCUCCUGCUGUGAGGAAGAACAGAGAGCGGGACCACGCGGGCGACGUCUACACGGCCAUGCUGUCGAGUGUCCUGAGUGGAGGCAGCCUGAGCACGGAUGAGGAAGGGGCCUCCCGGAAGGUGGCCAGCCAGCUGGACAACAUCGUGGACAUGCGGGAGUACGACGUCCCCUACCAUGUUCGCCUCUCCAUUGACCUGAAGAUCCACGUGGCUCACUGGUACCACGUGCGGUACCGGGGCAGCACCUGCCCCCCUGAGAUCAGCCGCCGAGACGACCUCGAUCCUGUCGUUCUUGCCUUUGACAUUGAAACUACCAAACUCCCUUUGAAGUUCCCUGACGCAGAGACAGACCAGAUCAUGAUGAUCUCCUACAUGAUUGAUGGGCAGGGCUACCUGAUCACAAACAGGGAGAUUGUCUCUGAGGACAUCGAAGACUUUGAGUUUACUCCCAAGCCCGAGUACGAGGGCCCCUUUUGUGUCUUUAAUGAACCAGAUGAAGCUCAUUUAAUCCAGAGGUGGUUUGAACAUGUCCAGGAGACCAAACCCACCAUCAUUGUCACGUACAAUGGAGACUUCUUUGACUGGCCCUUUGUGGAAGCGAGAGCAGCAGCUCACGGACUGGACAUGUACCAGGAAAUCGGCUUUCAGAAGGACAGUCAGGGAGAGUACAAAGCAUCCCAGUGCAUCCACAUGGACUGUCUGAGGUGGGUGAAGAGAGACAGUUACCUCCCAGUGGGAAGUCACAACCUGAAAGCAGCAGCUAAAGCAAAACUGGGUUAUGACCCAGUGGAGCUGGACCCUGAAGAGAUGUGCCGGAUGGCCACGGAGGAGCCCCAGACCCUGGCCACCUAUUCAGUGUCAGAUGCCGUUGCCACCUACUACAUGUACAUGAAGUACGUGCACCCUUUCAUCUUCGCCCUGUGCACCAUCAUUCCCAUGGAGCCUGAUGAGGUGUUACGGAAGGGCUCUGGGACACUCUGUGAGGCACUGCUGAUGGUUCAGGCCUAUCACGCCAACAUCAUCUUCCCCAACAAGCAGGAGCAGGAGUUCAACAAACUGACAGAGGAUGGGCACGUGCUGGACUCGGAGACGUACGUGGGGGGCCACGUGGAGGCCCUGGAGUCGGGGGUCUUCCGCAGCGACAUCCCCUGCCGCUUCAGGAUG